Messenger RNA from Drosophila erecta, 1220 nucleotides. RefSeq lists its product as uncharacterized. Bases 153 to 770 code for a protein of 205 amino acids. The record is from RefSeq and is a predicted model, not a curated record. The transcript has a single exon. NCBI's taxonomy places the organism in Eukaryota, Metazoa, Arthropoda, Insecta, Diptera, Drosophilidae.
GCAACCAGCUUUACAUAAGCAAAUCACAACGACUCGUUGAAGCUGACGCACACACACACACACCUUUCGGCCUUUCACUUUUCAGGAAAAAUAGGAAAAGCUCCAAAUAAAGUUAGGAAAAUUGAACAAAUUCGCCAUACUCAAUCGUCGCGAUGACCUCCACACUGGUGCUCCUGAUUGCCAGCGUUCUGCACUUCGGAUUGCGUGGCAGCUGUCUGUUGGACAUAGAGCGAUUCCCGGUGAUUCCCGGCACCAUCUACGCCGGCCACAUUGCCUACUGCGCCAUCCUGCACUUCCUGCACGACCUGGAGGUGCUGCCCACGCGAUAUCGCCGCCGGAUGGGCAGGCUGGCCGCCUUCCUCGUCGAACUGGUGCUGGGCGUGGCCUUCAUGGAGGUCCUGGCCCUGUGGCUCUGGUGCAGCGUGGAGCACAUCCUCCACCUGUCCACCCAGUUCGUGCUGCGGCGCUACCUGGGCGUCUCCACCGAAGUCUACCUGCGCUGGGAGUGGGCCAUCAUGGGCGGUCUGAUGACCGCGCUGGCCGCCAUGCUCUGGAUAAAUGCCUACGAGGCCACGGAGCCCAUUGAAUCAGAGGGUGUGUCAAAGACCAAGGACAUCCGGAUCAGAGCUGAGCUUUGCCAGCGGGACAAGCAGCAGCAACAGGAUCAGGAGCAGAUGGAACAGUCGGCUCUGGAUAGUCAGCAUCCUGGUAAUGUGCAGUUGCCCGAGGAGAAGCAUCUGCAGCUGCUGGCCACCACCACCGAUUGUUAGCCCGUUGUGGUCGCCUCCUGCAAGCCUUUGAUGUCGCAGCUUGUGCAGCAGACAAAAGGACUUCGCAGCGUCCUCGAUUCGACGAACGAUCAUGUCGGGCGCAGAGCAGACGAAGCAAAUGUAUUUAUUCCAGCCAGAUGGACUCGAAAGGCUCUAAAGACCGUGCAAAAGGGUACUGGAAAAGGGGGCGGGCCGAAUGAUGGACUGCAGUGAAAUGUCUAUGAAAAUUGACUUGGUGUCCUGGCAUUGAGAGGCAGUCGGGCGGAAGGAGCUGCCAGCGCCUGGAUGCGCGUCAAUUGACAAAUUGUCGGCUCGACUGGCCCCUUCUUUCUGGCUUCGCCUGGUUCCCCCAGUUCCCCCAGUUCCCCCAGUUCUACCUACCAAAAACCAAUCCGAAAUGCCAAAAAUACAAUCCCGGGCAAUUUUAGACCCAAACAGAGCAGAAAGUCA